GUCUCUUAUUAGAAUUAUGAGAACCUAUUUAGUUUGUGGCUAAUUUUACUAACCGUCAUUUGGCUGAUGAAUUUGAGGUUAUGUUACUAUUUAUAGGGAAUGAAAUAUUCGAGAGAUUAGCGACCUAUGGAUUGAUGGCGAACUUCAUGGUGUAUCUGGAAAAAGAGUACCACAUGCACCAUGUGCCAGCAGCCACCAUCCUCAUCAAUUGGAGUGGUGCAAGCAAUUUUGCCCCUAUCAUUGGUGCCUACAUCUCCGAUGCCUAUGUUGGCAAAUUUGGGACCAUCGUCUUCAGCUCCCUCUCAUCUUUCUUGGGAAUCAUAAUCAUGACUUUAACUGCCAUGGUACCUGCAUUACGUCCUCCGCCAUGCACACUUGAGAAGCAACACAGCAUAUGCAAAGACUACACUACCACCCAAAUCAGUGUUUUAAUCCUACGCCUGUGCUGUUCAUAUAUUGGCACUGGUGGAACCACGCCAUGUAGCGUUCCCUUCAGCCUCGAUCAGUUUGAUUCAACAACUGAAGAAGGAAGAAAAGGAGCAAGAAGCUUCUUCAAUCUAUACUUCACUAGCCAAGCAAUUGUCUUAGUGGUUGCUCAAGUUGUCAUCGUUUACAUCCAAGACAAAGUUAGUUGGGCCAUAGGAUUUGGCGUACCUACUUUUGCCAUGCUCUAUGCAGUCAUUCUAUUCUUGAUUGGGAGGAAAAUAUAUGUAUUAGUGAAGCCAGCAGGAACCAUAUUUUCUGGUAUUGCACAAGUCUUUGUUGCAGCUUACAGGAAACGCAACCUUGAUCUUCCAAAUGGUGCACAUGAUAACCGGUGCUUGAACAAAGCGGCUCUAAUUAUGGAUAGCAAAUUGGACUCUGAUGAUUCCUUGAUAAAUCAAUGGAGGCGUUGUAGUGUCCAACAUGUUGAAGAUGUUAAAUGCCUGCUAAACGUCAUCCCGAUAUGGCUAACCAUGGCUGCCAUCACAAUAUGCCUUCCAUUGUAUGACCGAUUACUAGUUCCAGCACUAGAGAAAAUCACGAACCAAGAAGGAGGGUUCACGUUUCUCCAAAGAAUAGGAAUAGGAAACAUGUUCGCAGUUCUAAAUUUGCUCGUUUCAGGAUUUGUUGAAAGAAAGAGAAGGGAAUCGGCAAUAUCCUAUGGUACACCUGAUGGUGUUGCACCCAUGUCAGUCAUAUGGCUAGCUCCGCAGCUUAUCCUACUCGGUUUUGUGGAGAUGUUCGGUAUUGUUGGAUUGAUCGAGUUCUAUAACAAGCAAUUCCCUAACCACAUGAGGAGCAUCGGGACCUCUCUCCUCUAUUUGAGCCUUUCCCUAUCAAGCUAUUCUAGCAGCUUUGUGGUAAAUGUUGUGCAUAAGGAUUGUCACUUUUGAAUUUUAUUUUCUUUUUGCUGUGUGCUCGAAAGUACAAUUGUAAAGAAGUGCAAAAGCAAUGUAAGGCAGAAUUUGAGUCAGGGAAUUGCUUUCUAUAUGGAAAAAGGGAGGAGUGUAAAUUGGGGGCUAAGAUUCAAGCUUUCCACGAAAACACUAGGUUGCUACAAUUGAAUGAUUUCUUUAGAGUUAUGUACAAUAAAAAAAACUCAUUUUA
This is a messenger RNA of Rubroshorea leprosula, 1590 nucleotides long. Lineage: Eukaryota; Viridiplantae; Streptophyta; Magnoliopsida; Malvales; Dipterocarpaceae. The record is from the annotation of a GenBank genome assembly.